This is a messenger RNA of Saccoglossus kowalevskii, 721 nucleotides long. Its product is annotated as sorting nexin-5-like. Gene Ontology annotation, molecular function: phosphatidylinositol binding. The record is from RefSeq and is a predicted model, not a curated record. Lineage: Eukaryota; Metazoa; Hemichordata; Enteropneusta; Harrimaniidae.
AUGGAAGUUGGCGACCCAGCGUUAAAGGCGAAGGAUCGGUUAUGCAAUAAAGUUGAGCUAUCUGAAGCCAUUCAAGAUGUAAAUGGAGACGUAGGAUGCAUUGAACCGUUUGAACCAUGGUACACUGUACAAGUGGUAGGAGCUGAAAAAGAUGGCGAUGUUGUUAAAUACGAAGUCACAACUAGAAAGCUUGAUGAAAGCAACAAGGAGGUGACCGUGAUACGAGCAUAUGAAGACUUUGAAUGGUUACAACAUUGUCUUGUAACACAUAAUGAUGUCAGUGGAGUUAUUAUUCCACCCAUGCCGCCCAAAGUUGGUGUUUCUGCAUCCGGAGCUGAAGCAAAGUCCAAGAAACAACUUGGUAGCAGUAGUCGGACCCUCAUUGGAGAUGAAUUCAAAAAAGAUUGUCGUAGUUUGGAAAAAUAUCUUCAGCUAGUAAUAAAACAUAAUUUACUAGGAAAAGAUGAAACUCUAGGAAAAUUUCUGACUGACACAGAAUUGAUGGGUAUGCUGUCUGUGAAUGAGUUGAUGGGUAUGCUGUCUGUGAAUGAAUUGAUGGGUAUGCUGUCUGUGAAUGAGUUGAUGGGUAUGCUGUCUGUGAAUGAGUUGAUGGGUAUGCUGUCUGUGAAAGAAUUGAUGGGUUUGCUGUCUGUGAAUGAGUUGAUGGGUAUGCUGUCUGUGAAUGAAUUGAUGGGUAUGCUGUCUGUGAAUGAAUUGAUGG